CUCUCUCUGUCUGUCUCUCUGUCUGUCUGUCUGUCUGUCUGUCCAGUAAAUUACAGCAUUCCAGUGUAUUAUUAUUAUUUAGUCUUUGUCUUUUAGUUUCCAGUUCAUUCAUUGCUUGGAUUUCUGUUUCAUCUUUGUGUGUUAGUUUUCAUGAAGAGGGGGGACUGUCCCGUGGUUUGGACAGUUUCUAGACUCUCGGCGUGUUUUUACAGAACUCAAGUUGCACUUUUACAGCUGGCUCUUCACGAGGCCGGCCGGUGCGUCAGCGAGGACAGAGAGGGAAUUAAAACAGCUAUGUGACUCUCGGAAGAGGGAGUCCUCUUCUGCUGGUAACCAGUUCCACCACUGAGGGAUCAGCUUAUUAAAUACCAAUCUGUGGAAGUGUUUAACUGUUAAAUAAAACCCCCAAAUACACACACACACACACACACACACACACACAAUUAUAAUAAAGCAAACGGAGGACAUGACCUCAGUCUGAUCAAUGUUAAUCCUGCGCUCAUGCGUGUGAUUGUACAUUUCUGGAGUAUUUAGCUUAAUGUAGCGCUGCUGUCACCAGUGUGGAUGGGAAGCUAGCCUUGUCCCACAGAGCUGACAGGUGUUGAGAUGUUCGGCCACUAGAUGGCGACACUAAACCACUGGACUGCAGGACGGCUUCAGGUUAGUCAGCACUGAUCAGGAGAGACUGCUGUGUACUUGUGUUCAGUGAAGCAACAGCAGCCUCCGGCGGCACAUUACAGCACUGUCUUUAAAUCAGACACCACAGUUUGAACAAAAGGCAAAUUACUGAACUUAUCACAAUCAUUUCAUUCAAAACAGAUCAAUAAAUACAAAGUACCCAAUUAUAAUCCUAAAAUAAAAUACAAAAGGCUAAUACCUAAUAGAUAAAUAGAGUUCUGUGAUGUUUGGCAGCAUGAUUUCAACGUGUUUUAGACUCUUUUCUACUGCUUUCACAGAAUCCAUGUCAGCAGAAACAGAAAAGCUCUUAAGAUCAGCUAACAGUCAUGAAGCUAACAUAUCAGCUAGGCUAAGCUAAGCUACUAGGGUUCCUGCUCCAGCUAAGCUAACAAGGCAACGAGCUAACUGAGCAUGUGAGCAGUAACUUCUCUCAGACUGAAGCUACUUUAGGAGCUAAAAUACUUGCUGAGGAGUCGGACACAAACAUUUUUUUCAGGAGUUUUUCCAGACACGAUGUUUCCUGCUCUUCCUCCUCGUCACCACCAAUUACAUUAAUCCAGUCAGAGCAUCUUAACUCCUCACAGCCGAGAGUCAGGCAGUAACAGGUGGCUGGGACACCUCCUCCUCCUCCUCCUCCUCCUCCUCACAGUCAAACACUCUGACUGUUUCAGCUCUGACCGGCUGCUCUUUCCUCCCAGCUCGGUUCGGUUUUGGUUUGGUGUUAUGAAGCUGCCUCACAGUUCGGUGGGCUAACAGACCCCAGCGACUGGGCUGCCAGGCUGCCAGGUGGCGGGGGGGAAGGGGGGGCACUGGGAAGAAGAAGUGCUGGAGAGGAAAGAAGGCAGGAAGACAGGAAGACUGUGUGGACUGUGAACCUGCUGCCACAAACAAACACCAAAGACUCAGCAGAGGACGGCGAAGGAUGGGAGCCGCUUAUGGAAAGAAGAAGGCAUACAGCAUCGACCACGAGCCUCCACCGAAGCAGCAGUGUGUGAAAAAUGGAAAGCACCCAAAUGGCAGAGCCUCAGCGUAUGCAGACCUGCAGCAGCACCGGUCUGAGGGCACCCACAGGAAACCGUCCCCAGUGUCCAGCUACGUCCCCCAGCCUGACUACCUGGAGGGAGACGAGGACGAAGACCUCAUCAAACCCAAGAAACUGGUGAAUCCUGUCAAAGCUUCAAAAAGUCACCAAGAGCUUCACCGAGAGCUGAUGAGCAGCUGCAAACGGGGAGGGGUGAGUGUGGAGGUGAAGCCGGAGCUGCAGAGAGUUCUGGAGUCGAGAAAGAGAGAUCAGCUGAUCAAACAGAGGAAACAGGAGGACGAAGCUCGCAGGAAGAUUUCUCCUCUGGAGGCCGAGCUGCUCAAGAGACACAGGAAGCUGGAGGAGCUGGAUAAAGAGCAGGAGAAAGAGCAGGAGGAAAACCUGAAAGCUCCAGAAUUCGUUAAAGUGAAGGAAAAUCUGAGACGGACGUCGUUUCACAGUAAAGAGGAGAAGGAGGUGUAGAGACAAAGCUGCUGUCCUGCAGGAGACAGCGAACUGAGAACCAGACUGUCCACAUGUUUACAAGACACACUGAGGACACUGACACUCUGAGGACACACUGAGGACACAGACACACUGAGGACAAAGACACUGAGGACACUAUGAGGACACCAACACACUAUGAGGACACAAAGACACUGAGGACACUCUGAGGACACACUGAGGACACCAACACACUGAGGACACUGACACUCUGAGGACACAAAGAAACUGAGGACACUCUGAGGACACCAACACACUCUGAGGACACAAAGACACUGAGGACACUGACACUCUGAGGACACAGAGACACUGAGGACACUCUGAGGACACCAACACAAUGAGGACACA
Molecule: messenger RNA, 2551 nt
Organism: Siniperca chuatsi (mandarin fish)
Lineage: Eukaryota; Metazoa; Chordata; Actinopteri; Centrarchiformes; Sinipercidae
Product: protein FAM107B
Exons: 5
Coding region: 1601-2182 (193 amino acids)
Biological process (GO): actin filament polymerization; regulation of actin cytoskeleton organization; actin filament bundle assembly
Cellular component (GO): synapse; neuron projection; stress fiber
Source: RefSeq, a predicted model, not a curated record